This is a messenger RNA of Suillus paluster, 2955 nucleotides long. RefSeq lists its product as uncharacterized. The record is from RefSeq and is a predicted model, not a curated record. Bases 1 to 2934 code for a protein of 977 amino acids. NCBI's taxonomy places the organism in Eukaryota, Fungi, Basidiomycota, Agaricomycetes, Boletales, Suillaceae. The transcript is spliced from 11 exons.
AUGCCAGACAAGAUCCCUCAUGCGCAGCUCAAACGACGAGCGUUUAGCGCCCGCCGCAUCCAGUGUCCCUACCCAGGCUGCAAACGCUGGUUGAAAAAUUCCUCUGGGCUGAAACUUCAUCAAAGCUCGGCCCAUAGCCACUCGUUUACCCAUCCUGGAUCGCAACGCACACAACACGCCUCUGUUGAAGAAAUUGAAGAUGAAGAAGCUCCCAGACGCACCAACAAUGAGCUCUGGGAGUUGAAGCAUGGACUUAUUCGUGAUUAUCACGAGACACUGACUGGUCGUAUUUGUGACGAGAAUGGCAACUUUGUUGACCCUGGCACUCCUCCUCCACCAUACACAGCAAAAAGUCCUGACGACUGGACUCCGUAUCGCAACCGACUGGAAUUUGAGUGCGCAGAUUUCAUGUACACUGAAAACCAGAUGUCCGCUGGUGAUAUAAACAAGAUUCUCUACUUGUGGGGAAUCACUCUCGCUGUUCAUCGCGACAAUCCACCAUUUGCCGACUACAAGGACCUGUACAAUACUAUCGACGCAACACCGCUAGGCGAUGUCACAUGGGAAAGCUUCUCCCUGAAGUACAAUGGCGAUAAACCUGCUGGAGAGUGUCCACUUUGGAUGGAACAGUCGCACGAGGUUUGGUUCCGGGACCCUCAUACCGUCGUCAAGAACAUGCUCGCAAAUCCAGAUUUCAAAGGUGGAAUUGAUUAUAUGCCCUACCGUGAAUUUCAGGAGAAGGAUGAGCAACGCUGCUAUAAGGAUUUCAUGUCAGGAGACUGGGCCUGGCAGCAAGCAGACCAAAUCGCACAGGACCCACAAACGCAUGGUGCGGCUUUCGUUCCCAUCAUUGUAGGCAGUGACAAGACGACGGUGUCUGUUGCUACUGGUCAAAACGACUACUACCCUCUAUAUCUCUCGAUUGGGAACGUUCACAAUAACGUCCGGCGGGUGCAUCACAACGCAUUGGCUCUGGUUGGAUUUUUGGCGAUCCCUAAGACGGAAAAAAGAAAUACAGAUGAACUUGGAUACCGCAAAUUCAAGAAGCAGUUGUUUCACUCCUCGUUGUCCAGGAUCUUCGCCAAUCUCAAACCUGGAAUGACAACUCCAGAGGUCACACGGUGUGGCGACGGACACUACCGGCGCAUUAUAUAUGGCCUUGGACCCUACAUUGCAGACUACAAAGAGCAGGUAGUAUUGGCAUGCAUGGUCAAAGAUUGGUGUGGAAGAUGCCUUGCAUUUCCCUCAAGUCUUGAUGAAGGAGGUGUUUCUCGGUCACGCGAACAUACUGAUGCGCUUGUGGAUUCUAUAGAUUUUGGUAUACUUUGGGACGAGUAUGGUAUCAUUGGCGAGUUAGUGCCCUUCACCAACGACUUUCCUCGUGCCGACAUUCACGAGCUCCUUGCCCCCGACAUACUGCACCAGCUCAUCAAAGGAACCUUCAAGGACCACCUUGUUGAAUGGGUGGGCAAAACACGCGCCAAGGCGAUUUUAGAUGAUAUUGACCGAAGAAUUGCUUCCGCGCCGCCCUUCCCUGGCCUACAACGCUUUCCACAAGGCCGUGGAUUCUCACAAUGGACAGGUGACGACUCCAAAGCUUUGAUGAAGGUCUAUCUACCAGCAAUCGAGGGCCACGUACCAGAUGAUAUGGUUCGGGCAUUUCGAGCCUUGCUAGAGUUCUGCUACAUCGUGCGCGCGAACGUAGUGACGGACGACACUCUCGCAGCGCUGAAAGAUGCCCUUGGGCGUUUUCAUACUUACCGGACUAUUUUCCAGACUACUGGUGUCCGCUUCGACAUUUCCCUACCCCGACAACACUCUCUCAUCCACUACGAGCUUCUCAUCCGAAUGUUUGGUGCUCCGAACAGCCUCUGCUCGUCAAUCACGGAAUCAAAACAUAUCAAGGCGGUAAAGCAACCAUGGCGACGUUCAAGCAAGUACAACGCGCUCAGCCAGAUGCUCCUUACCAAUCAGCGCCUGGACAAAGUCGCUGCAGCAAGAGUUGAUUUCACAACACGCGGCAUGCUCAAAGGGUCUUGUGCCUUCAGCUACUACAAUUCAUUUGUUGAGAAUCCCUCAUAUAUCGACAACGACAAUGGAGACCCAGAGGUCCAACCAAACCCAGCGCAUGCAGGAAGCAACCCCUUUGCUAUCGAGAGUGACGACUUUGACGAUGUUGAGGAUCAGGGUGUUGUAGAUGACGUGGAUGUCAUUGCUGAUGUGCAAUUAGCACGGACCUUUCGUGCGUAUCCAACCCUCUACUCACUAACGAAAACGCGCCCUGUACCGUUGCUGAUCUCGCAGACGAACUCGACAUCCCAUCAGUUCCCGACCCUCAUUCGCCUCUUCCUGUAUGACCAAAUACACGCGGACAACCACCAUUCUUCUGCCGAUGUCCCCCUUCGCGACUGUCCAUCCUACACGGGACCAAUCAAGAUAUUUCAUUCAGCCGCUGCAACAUUUAUCGCACCCAGUGAUCCGAGUGGAAUCACUGGUAUGCGCCGUGAGCACAUUCGCGUUGUGCCUUCGUGGCGCAAGGGACCAGCUCGCUUUGACUGCGCCUUCGUCAACACGGACAAUAGGCAUGAUGGAAUGUUGAGCAUGGAUGUCGUUCGAAUAUUCUGUUUUUUCUCUUUUACUUUUACUAACAGUCACACAUACCCAUGUGCCCUCGUUCAAUGGUUCCAUCGCAUCGCCGAGGAACGAGACGAGCUCACAGGAAUGUGGAUGGUGGCACCGUCUUUCAAUGAAGACGGCUCUCGCGAUUUGUCCAUCAUCCAUAUCGACAGUAUCAUUCGCGGUGCUCACUUACUCCCAAUAUUCGGUACUCAGCUCGUACCACGCGGCCUUCGAUUCUACGAUUCUCUGGAUGUAUAUCGAGGAUUCUACGUAAAUCGGUUCAUUGAUCACCAUGCUUUCGAGCUGGCAUCUUAAUAUAUUCAUUUUUUCUUGCAA